AUGUGCUUUUCUAUUGGAGGGAACCAGGAGCUGGAAGCCGCCUUGUCAGGGCCACCCCCAGAGUGGCCAGUGCCACAGAAGCGUGAGGGAUCCCUGGGCCUCACCACCCCACCAUCGGUAAACGUGGCCAUCAGUAAACGUGACCGCCUGCAGCGCCAGCUAGGCCUGCACUUCUUUGUGUGCUUAUCCCGUGGCCGGAUCAUCCACGAGAGCGGCUGCAAGGCCCCGGGAAGGCGGGAGGGGGCGACGGGGGCACAGGAGACCCAUCCCAACCCCCGGGUGGGCUGGGCCGACGGGGCGGGCGGGAACCGGGUCCUGGGGCCCGCGUCCCGGCUCUGCUCCCUCCCGAAAACGAUCUCUGGAACAGAGCCUGGGGAGGGCGCCGCGGAAGGAGCCCGGUCAACGCCGACUCGCAGCUUGGCGUGUCUCCCCACGCUCUCAGCCCCCAGGUCCCGGCCGGCUGGCGGGGAGGGGACACGGGACGGCACGGCGGCUCUCAGCAGUUCAAAGCUCAGGGGCGUCCGCCGCGCAGCCAGGAACGUCCGGGCCGCGGAAAGCGAGCGGAGCGCCGCGGCCCGGAGAAACUCGACCCUGAGGGCGUCCCGGGGCGGACGAGCCGAGGCGGCUGCGACUCGGCACCGGAGGAUGGGAGGGGCUGAGGGAGGACGGAAGGACACCAGCCCGAGCAUCCGAGGGGAAGGAGGACGGGCCGCAGCCCAGUCUGUGCCCUGGGUGGGAGGCUCCACACUUUGCUCCCUGCCUGGCACCCGCCAGGCCUCUGGUAGUUUUGCCAGGAAAAAGAAGCGUGAUAAACCAGGCUCUGUUGGUCUUGCCCACUCUGCUGAGCUGGCGUUUGCCGUGGAGCCCCACGAUGACGUGGCUGUGCCUGGACAGCCUGUGGUGCUGUGCUGCAGGGUAGAGGGGACACCCCCUCUGCACAUCACCUGGAGGAAGAAUGGGGUGGAGCUACUGGAGAGUUCCCAUGCCACCUUGCUGGCCAAUGGGUCACUGGUGAUCCGUCGCUUCCGGCCGCAGCAGGGAGGCAGCCCUUCUGAUGAGGGCGACUAUGAGUGUGUGGCCCAGAACCGCUUUGGGCUGGUGGUCAGCCGGAAGGCUCGCAUCCAGGCUGCAACCAUGUCAGACUUCCACGUGCACCCCCAGGCCACCGUGGGCGAGGAGGGUGGGGUGGCUCGCUUCCAGUGCCAGAUCCACGGGCUUCCGGAGCCCCUGAUCAUGUGGGAGAAGAACCGAGUCCCCAUUGACACGGACGAUGAGAGAUACACGUUGCUGCCCAAGGGGGUCCUGCAGAUCACAGGACUCCGGGCUGAGGACAGCGGCAUCUUCCACUGUGUGGCUUCCAACAUCGCCAGUGUCCGGGUCAGCCAUGGGGCCAGACUUACCGUGUCAGGCUCAGGCUCUGGAGCCUACCAGGAGCCGGCAAUCCUCGUGGGGCCUGAGAACCUCACCCUGACAGUGCACCAGACGGCUGUGCUGGAGUGCGUCGCCACGGGCAACCCGCGCCCCAUUGUGUCCUGGAGCCGCCUGGAUGGCCGCCCCAUUGGGGUGGAGGGCAUCCAGGUCCUGGGCACUGGGAACCUCAUCAUCUCAGACGUGACUGUCCAGCACUCUGGCGUCUAUGUCUGUGCCGCCAAUAGGCCGGGCACCCGUGUGAGGAGGACAGCACAGGGCCGACUAGUGGUGCAAGCCCCGGCAGAGUUUGUCCAGCACCCCCAGUCCAUCUCCAGGCCAGCCGGGACCACGGCUGUGUUCACCUGCCAGGCCCAGGGCGAGCCGCCCCCCCAUGUCACAUGGCUGAAGAAUGGACAGGUGCUGGGCCCAGGAGGCCACGUCAGGCUCAAAAACAACAACAGCACACUGACCAUUUCGGGGAUCGGCCCUGAGGACGAGGCCAUCUACCAGUGCGUGGCUGAGAACAGUGCGGGCUCGUCGCAGGCCAGCGCCAGGCUGACUGUGCUGUGGGCUGAGGGGCUGCCUGGGCCCCCCCGUGAUGUGCAUGCAGCUUCCGUGUCGCCCACUGAGGUUCGCGUGUCAUGGAGUGAGCCGCUAGCUAACACCAGGGAGAUCAUCGGCUAUGUCCUGCACAUCCGGAAGGCAGCCGACCCCCCAGAGCUGGAGUACCAGGAGGCCGUCAGCAAGAGCACCUUCCAGCACCUGGUGGGCGACCUGGAGCCCGCCACAGCCUACAGCUUCUACAUCAAGGCCUACACUCCACGGGGGGCCAGCUUGGCCUCCGUGCCAACCCUGGCUAGCACGCUGGGUGAAGCUCCUGCACCGCCCCCACUGUCAGUGCGGGUCCUGGGCAACUCCUGCCUGCAGCUACUGUGGGAGCCCUGGCCCCGGCGUGCCCCGCGGGAAGGAGGCUUCAAACUGUUCUACCGCCCGGCAAGCAGUGCCUCCUAUACCGGCCCCAUUCUGCUGCCACCGACAGCCUCCUCAUACAAUCUCAGCCGGCUGGAUCCCUCUGUGGUGUAUGAGUUGAAGCUGGUGGCCUACAACCAGCACGGGGAUGGCAACGCCACCGUUCGCUUCGUGUCCCUGCGGGCAGCAUCUGAGAGGACAGCCCUGAGCCCACCGUGCGACUGCCGGAAGGAGGACGCCACCCAGACAUCCACCACAGGCAUGGUUGUUGGCAUCCACAUCGGUGUCACCUGCAUCAUCUUCUGUGUCCUCUUCCUGCUGUUCGGCCAAAGGGGCAGGGUGCUCCUGUGUAAGGACGUGGAAAACCAGCUCUCCCCACCCCAGAGGGAUCCCGGCCUGCUGGCCCUGAACAGGGCAGGCGGGGGGAGCCGCAGCCAGUCGGGCCGAGAAGAGAAGCUUGUGGAUGGGAAGGAGCUGGAGCAGCUGUGCCCCCUGGCAGGGGAGGGCCAGCUGGACCCCAGGCCCCCACAGGACCCUGCAGCCCCCAGCCUCUGUGAGGAGACCCCACUCUCCACACUGCCCCGUCGGGGGCUCAGCCAUCCAAAGGGGAAGACGUCGGAGCCCAUCCUCUGCGCUGCCCGCUGGGAGGCGGCUGGCACUGUGCCCGGACGUGGCCUGAGCAGGCCUGGCCCCUGGAAUGUAACAUUGAACUUCAAGUGUCUGAGGCUGUGUCGAGUCCUGGGCCCAGCCUUCAUGGACUUGGAGCCGGGGGGCAGCAGCAGGUGGUUGGGUGCCACGCACAGGGUCUGCACAGAGCUCUACUUUCCAGAGCUGAGGGCACUGAGGCUGAUGGGCGACUUUCCAGUGCCCUUGGCCAGGCCUCUCCAUUACUCCAUUAUCCCUCGGACCAGGCUCCUGACACCUGUAUCUGGGGCUGCCAAGGCCUGUGGAAGCUUCAGCGACUCCAGCCCCUUGGCUGCCCAAGAGGCAGCAGCCAAGCUGACCCUGCACAGCAGAAGAGUCACCUGUGCCCGUCUAUGCCCUGGCUCCAGGGGAAUCCACCUCAGUGUGACCCCUAUCCCCCACCCCUUGUUUUCCCUGUCCCUGCACCACCCUGGGCUCCUUGUGGCCCUAGGGCUGCAGGAGACAGCAUGCCCAACCCUUGCCAGGCCUGAUUCCAGGGUCUCACUCCUGUUCCUGGUGGAGAUGGGCCAGGGGUCCAGUUCAGGGACCUGCGGGAGGGCCUGA
This is a messenger RNA of Carlito syrichta (Philippine tarsier), 3627 nucleotides long. RefSeq names its product immunoglobulin superfamily DCC subclass member 3. The transcript is spliced from 24 exons. Gene Ontology annotation, molecular function: protein binding. The record is from RefSeq and is a predicted model, not a curated record. The coding region runs from base 1 to 3627 and encodes 1208 amino acids. Gene Ontology annotation, cellular component: axon; plasma membrane. Gene Ontology annotation, biological process: cell-cell adhesion; axon guidance. Lineage: Eukaryota; Metazoa; Chordata; Mammalia; Primates; Tarsiidae.